Messenger RNA from Thlaspi arvense, 2417 nucleotides. NCBI's taxonomy places the organism in Eukaryota, Viridiplantae, Streptophyta, Magnoliopsida, Brassicales, Brassicaceae. The record is from the annotation of a GenBank genome assembly.
CUUGGUUAAGCGGCUCGAGAUUGUUGUUUGAUUCUCAACUUGGAUUUUAGGGGAUUUGUUCUUUUCAUCUUCUGCUAGUUUGAUUGCAUAAGAAUCUUCAUCAAGUAUCUAUGGAGAAGCAAUACGAAAAGAAGAUCACUUGGGCGAUUAAGAAUUUUUCCUCUUUGCAAUCUGAGAAUAUUCAUUCUGAUUAUUUCCACGUCGGUGGCUGCAAAUGGCGUCUACUAGCCUAUCCUAAGGGAUAUAAUAAUGCUAAUCAUAUGUCUCUGUUCCUGAGUGUUGCUGAUCCUACUUCUUUGCCUUCUGGAUGGAGAAGACACACUAAAUUUCGUCUAACUAUACUAAAUCAAUUUUCGGAAAAAUUAUCCCAGUCAAAUCUGAAAGAAACACAACACUGGUUUGAUGAGAAGUCUACCAACUGGGGUUUCCCAUCCAUGUUUUCCCUUAGUGAACUUCAUCUCAAAGAUAGUGGGUUUUUGGUAAACGGAGAAUUGAAAAUUGUUGCUGAGAUAGAUGUUCUUGAAACCAUAGGCAAACUAGAUGUAACAGAUGAAGCUUCAACAAUAACGGAAACCAUGAGUGUUAAAGGCUUUCAACUUCUUCCUUCACAGGCAAAAUCUGUGAGCUAUAUGUUUGAAAGACACCCAGACAUUGCAUCUGAAUUCCGUCCGAAGAACCCAAAUCUUAGGACAGCUUACAUGAGUUUGCUACUCAGUCUGAUUGAGACUCUGCGCCAGCUACCUCAAGAACUCUCCGUGGAUGACCUGUCUGAUGCAUAUACUGGACUGGGAUUUAUGGCAAAUGUAGGGUUUAAGUUGGAUUGGUUGGAGAAGAAAUUUGAUGAGGUUUCACAAAAGAAGGAGAAUGAGGAGGCUUAUGAGACUCGACUGCAAGAAAUGGAAAAAGAUCUGAAGGACUUGAAGCAGAAGUAUUCAGACAUGGAAGCUCUAGUUGAGAAAGAGAAGUCUUGGUUUCCUGAUGAUGAGUACUCUUUAAAACUAAUUAGGAAAGAUAAAAGAGACUCGUGUCUUGGAAAUUUCCACAAUGUGCAGCACGCAGGUCCAACACCAAAAGUAAACCCUAACGAUUCGCAUUCAGAAUUUGAAGUGGUAUCCAUUAGCAUUGAUCUUUUAGUCUCUAAUUUCCUCGACUUUGUUCGAUUCAGUAGGGGGCGUCUUGUCGCCUUUCCCAAGGGAGAUCAAGUAGAUUAUUUAUCUUUGUAUUUAGAAGUUGUUCAAGCACAGCCUUUUGGAUGGAGAAAAUACGUCAACUUUCGCAUUAGUGUAGUAAAUCAACUUUCGCCAGAACUCUCUGAGCAACAAGAAACACAGUGUUGGAUUGAUGAGAAUGCUACCGGGUGGGGUGUUCAAGAUAUGCUUCACCUUACCAAGCUUCAUGACAAAGAUGGUGGAUUUAUGGUAGAUGGGAAAGUCAUGAUUGUUGCAAAGGUACAAGUUCUUGAAGUUGUUGGCACAUCAGAGGAAUCUGGAGAUGCAACCAAACCUCAGAGCAAGAUGAAGCGAGAUGAUGACGGAGCCAAGUCUAACGAUUUGCUAAACAAGAUUCAAGAAGUGGUGAAGGAAAGCAUUGAUGUCAAUGGGUUUCAAGUUCUUCCUUCACAGGUGGAAUCUGUGAGGCGUAUAUUUGAGAGACACCCAGACAUUGCAGUAGAAUUUCGUGGGAAGAACAAACAUCUGAGGACAACAUUCAUGAAUUUCCUGCUCAGCUUGAUCGAGACACUGUGCCAGCCACUCGAGGAGCUCUCCAAUGAAGAUCUUGUGGAGGCUGACAUUGCGCUAACAUACCUUCAAGAUGCGGGAUUCUCGGUUGGUUGGUUGGAGAAGAAGCUGGACCAACUAAAGGAAAAGAAGGAGAAAGAGCAGUCUGGUUUGGCCAGCCUCAAAGACAUAGAGCAACGUCUUCAUGACUUGAUGGACUUGUGCCACCAAAAGAAAUCAGAGGCUUUGUCCAUUGGAGCUCCACUCAAUCAAUGUGAAAUUCUGCUUAAGAUUCGAGUUCGGUUCAAUAUGAGUCUAGUUGUACAAGAUGAAUCUGAAGAGGCAAUUCAAGAUUUAGAGGAAUAUAAUUAUGGUCCAGAGACUAAGGGUUUACUCAUGAAGACUCAACAAGUAAUGGAAAGCAUUGAUGUUAAUGGGUUUCAAGUUCUACCUUACCAGGUAAGAUCUGUGAGCCGUAUCUUUGAAAAGCAUCCAGGAAUUGCAUCAGAAAUUCGUCCGAAGAACCAACAUCUUAGGUCAGCUUACAUGAAUUUCCUCCUCGGCCUAAUGGAGACAUUGUGUCAGCCACCUCAGGAGCUUUCCAAAGGUGAUCUAGGCCAGGCACAUGUUGCGUUGGUCUGCAUGAUGUAUGCAGGGUUUAAGGUUGAUUGGUUGGAGAAAAAGCUGGACCAAGUGUAG